CAAAAUUCGUUGCCAAAUUACAACAUGGAACAAGAGAUUGCCAAUAUCAACACCGACAUGAACACCAGCAUAUGUGAGCUCUGUACCUGCAGAGAUGAGACACUGUCGUGUGUUGGUCUCAGCCCAGAGAAGAGACUCCGCCGAGUGCCUGUGCAGGAGCCUGAAGCCUAUAAUGGCACCUUCACCGUCUUAAAUUUCCAAGGAAAUGCUAUUUCUUACAUUGAUGAGAAUGUAUGGAAAUCAUACCGUUGGACUGAGAAACUAAUUCUCAGUGAAAAUCAUUUGACCGAAUUACAUAAAGAUUCAUUUGAAGGCCUGCUAUCCCUCCAGUAUUUAAAUCUUGGUUGCAAUUUAAUCACUGAACUGAGCUUCGGAACGUUUCAGGCGUGGCAUGGAAUGCAAUUUUUACACAAGGUAAUUCUCAAUCGUAAUCCUCUGACAACUGUUGAAGAUUCAUAUCUUUAUAAAUUGCCAGCAUUAAAAUAUCUAGACAUGGGAACAACACAAGCCCCACUUACAACAGUCGAGAACAUCCUCAUGACAACUCUUGAGUUGGAAAAACUGAUCUUACCUAGCCAUAUGGCCUGCUGCCUCUGCCAAUUUAAAAAUAAUAUUGAGGUUGUCUGCAAGACAGUGAAGCUACAUUGUGAUGCAUGUAUAGGAAACAGCACAGAAGAUUGUUGGAGCCCCUAUCAACAGCAACACCUGUGGAUUCGGCUGCUGAAGGUGGUGAGGAAAGUGAGACCGCGCCAGAGGGGGAGGACUAAGAGUGAUCCAGCCUGCCUAAGGCCACCUGCAAACUGUAUUUUCUAA
Nycticebus coucang (slow loris) is the source of this 813-nucleotide messenger RNA. RefSeq names its product leucine-rich repeat-containing protein 37B-like. The record is from RefSeq and is a predicted model, not a curated record. The coding region runs from base 25 to 813 and encodes 262 amino acids. Lineage: Eukaryota; Metazoa; Chordata; Mammalia; Primates; Lorisidae. Gene Ontology annotation, molecular function: protein binding. The transcript is spliced from 8 exons.